GUAGAAGUAGAAGUAGAAGAAGAAGAAAGGAAAAGGUGGUGAGAAAGAAAGCCAGGAAGACGAAUGGCUAACAGAACAGUUAAAGAUGCCAACAGUAUCCACGGUACUAAUCCACAGUAUUUAGUGGAGAAGAUUAUCCGGACUCGAAUCUAUGAGUCAAAGUACUGGAAAGAAGAAUGUUUCGGUCUGACAGCGGAGCUGGUUGUGGAUAAAGCCAUGGAGCUAAGAUAUGUCGGUGGAGUGUUUGGUGGAAACAUCAAACCCACUCCCUUCCUUUGUCUCACGCUGAAGUUGCUGCAGAUCCAACCUGAGAAGGACAUCAUUGUCGAGUUCAUCAAAAACGAAGAGUUUAAAUAUGUCCGUUUACUUGGGGCCAUGUACAUGCGGCUAACGGGCACUGCGGUGGAUUGUUACAACUACCUGGAACCCCUCUACAAUGACUACAGGAAAAUCAAGACCCAAAACAGGAAUGGGGAGUUUGAGUUGAUGCACGUGGAUGAGUUCAUCAACAAUCUUCUUCAUGAGGAGCGCGUGUGUGACAUCAUCCUGCCCCGGCUUCAGAAGAGACAAGUCCUGGAGGAGGCCGAGAUGUUGGACCCGCGUAUCAGCGCUCUUGAGGAAGACCUCGAUGAAGUGGAGAGCAGCGAGGAAGACGACGAAGAAGAGAGGCCAGAGAGAGUCGCGACCCCUGAACCUCACAGACGUGGUUACCGUGACGACAGAAUUCGCCGCUCCCAGUCGCCUCGUCACAGACGCAGCCGCUCGCCGAGACGGAGGAGCAGAUCUCCAAAGAGACGAAGCCUUUCUCCUAGAAGGGAGCGCCAUCGCAGUAAAAGCCCCCGCCGCCACCGCAGCCGCUCUCGAGAGCGACGCCAUCGGUCUCCAGGUCACCACAGAAGCCACAGACAUCGCAGCCACUCAAAGUCACCAGAAAGGAGUUCCAAGAAGAGUCACAAGAAGAGUCGAAGGGGAAACCAGUAGUUUUUUUUUUAUUUUUAUUUUUUUUACACCUAACUGGCAUCUAAAUUGUGAUCGGCAAUUCUUUGAAGUGGACUGCCGAUAUGUGACUUAUUUUACUGUGCCAGUUUCCAACCUGUCUUGUUGAUAUUUCCAGCUUAUGUUAGCUCAUACUGUAUCAUUUUCACAUGAUUAAAGUCACUGGUUAUUA
Messenger RNA from Dunckerocampus dactyliophorus (ringed pipefish), 1168 nucleotides. RefSeq names its product pre-mRNA processing factor 38A (gene prpf38a). Gene Ontology annotation, cellular component: precatalytic spliceosome. The record is from RefSeq and is a predicted model, not a curated record. NCBI's taxonomy places the organism in Eukaryota, Metazoa, Chordata, Actinopteri, Syngnathiformes, Syngnathidae. The coding region runs from base 64 to 981 and encodes 305 amino acids. The transcript is spliced from 10 exons.